Messenger RNA from Nomascus leucogenys (northern white-cheeked gibbon), 1615 nucleotides. RefSeq names its product coxsackievirus and adenovirus receptor-like. NCBI's taxonomy places the organism in Eukaryota, Metazoa, Chordata, Mammalia, Primates, Hylobatidae. Bases 299 to 1378 code for a protein of 359 amino acids. The record is from RefSeq and is a predicted model, not a curated record. Gene Ontology annotation, cellular component: basolateral plasma membrane; intercalated disc; bicellular tight junction. Gene Ontology annotation, biological process: homotypic cell-cell adhesion. Gene Ontology annotation, molecular function: cell adhesion molecule binding. The transcript has 3 exons.
GUCAUUUGAUUAUUAAGACCCACUGGCAUAAGAUUACAUCCUUUGCCUAUAAAAAUCCUGGAAGAAAACCUAGGAAAUAUUCAUCAGGACACUGCACUUGGCAAUGAAUUUAUGGAUAGAAAAUGCAGUUGAAAGAUAUUUCAUACAGGAAAAAAAGAAGUAUGAAUACAGCUUUAACCAUUUAUUUUGGUGGAGUCUUUAAGAUUUUCUCUAUCUUGAAUGCGCAAGGCGCGGGGAGCCUAGGACCCGGAGCGAGAGCGGCCUACCUGCAGCCGCCGCCCACUGCACGGCGGCCACCAUGGCGCUCCUGCUGCGCUUCGUGCUCCUGUGCGGAGUCGCGGAUUUCACCAGAAGUUUGAGUAUCACUACUCCUGAGCAGAUGAUUGAAAAAGCCAAAGGGGAAACUGCCUAUGGGCCAUGCAAAUUUACGCUUAGUCCCGAAGACCAGGGACCACUGGACAUCGAGUGGCUGAUAUCACCAGCUGAUAAUCAGAAGGUGGAUCAAGUGAUUAUUUUAUAUUCUGGAGACAAAAUUUAUGAUGACUACUAUCCAGAUCUGAAAGGCCGAGUACAUUUUAAGAGUAAUGAUCUCAAAUCUGGUGAUGUAUCAAUAAAUGUAACGAAUUUACAGCUGUCAGAUAUUGGCACAGAUCAGUGCAAAGUGAAAAAAGCUCCUGGUGUCGCAAAUAAGAAGAAUCAGCUGGUAGUUCUUGGUGAGCCUUUAGGUACAAGAUGUUACGUUGAUGGAUCAGAAGAAAUUGGAAGUGACUUUAAACUAAAAUGUGAACCAAAAGAAGGUUCACUUCCAUUACAGUAUGAAUGGCAAAAAUUGUCUGACUCACAAAAAAUGCCCACUUCCUGGUUAGCAGAAAUGACUUCGUCUGUUAUAUCUGUAAAAAAUGCUUCUUCUGAGUACUCUGUGACAUACAGCUGUACAGUCAGAAACAGAGUGGGCUCUGAUCAGUGCCUGUUGCGUGUAGACGUUGUCCCUCCUUCAAAUAAAGCUGGACUAAUUGCAGGAGCCAUUAUAGGAACUUUGCUUGCUCUAGUGCUCAUUGGUCUUGUCAUCUUUUGCUGUCGUAAAAAGCGCAGAAAAGAAAAAUAUGAAAAGGAAGUUCAUCACGAUAUCAGGGAAGAUGUGCCGCCUCCAAAGAGCCGUACCUCCACUGCCAGAAGCUACAUAGGCAGUAAUCAUUCAUCCCUGGGAUCCAUGCCUCCUUCCAACAUGGAAGGAUAUUCCAAGACUCAGUAUAACCAAGUACCAAGUGAAGACUUUGAACCCACUCCUCAGAGUCCGACUGUCCCACCCGCUAAGGUAGCUGCCCCUAAUCUAAGUCGAAUGGGCGCGGUUCCUGUGAUGAUUCCCGCACAGAGCUAGGAUGGGUCUGUAGUAUAGAGCCUCCAUACGUCUCAUCUGUGCUCUCCAUGUUCCUUUCCUUUUUUUUGAUAUAUGAAAACCUAUUCUGGUCUAAAUUUUGUUACUAGCCUCAAAAUAUAUCAAAAAAAUAAGUUAAUCAGGAACCGUAAGGAAUAUAUUUUUAAAAAUUUUUGUUUGGUUAUAUCGAAAUAGUUACAGGCAUUAAAGUUAGUAAAGACAAGUUUACCAUCUGAAAAA